Schistocerca cancellata (South American locust) is the source of this 1852-nucleotide messenger RNA. RefSeq lists its product as uncharacterized. The transcript is spliced from 9 exons. Lineage: Eukaryota; Metazoa; Arthropoda; Insecta; Orthoptera; Acrididae. Bases 158 to 1852 code for a protein of 564 amino acids. The record is from RefSeq and is a predicted model, not a curated record.
CAGAAGAUAGCCACGCCCGCGCAGCGUGCAGGGACCUGUGUGAGACGCCCGCUGCACGCUGUCUGCUGCACCGCGACGGCCCGGCGUCUGCGUUGAAUGUUUGGUAGCAGUUACCUGAGGGUCUACACGUCCAAGAAGAAAUCCGUUUUAAUUUACAAUGGCGGAAGAAGAACGGGAGCUGACGUACGAGAAGCGGGCCGACGCGGCGGACAUGGCGGGCGAGGACUACGAGCUGCAGCUGUGCGCUCUGCUGGUGGUGCGGGCCGUCAGCCACUGCCCGCGCGGCUUCUACCUGGCCAGCAACCACAGCCAGGCCGGCAGCUUCGACGACAUAGUGCUCUUCUGGCGGCAGGAGGUGGGCGGCGGCGGUGCAGCGGCGUGGCGCGGGAUGCUGCUGCAGCUGAAGCACAAGCAGGCGGAGGCGCUGGGCCGCAAGGUGUUCCUGCCGGCGCCGCAGGACCAGAAGAAGGCCAAGGGCCAGGGCAGGAAGACGCCGCAGGCCAACUUCAGCCUGGUCGACUACUACGACUCCUACCGCCAGAAGGUGCGGCCCGCGUGGCAGCAGAUGGUCAGCAAGAUCGGAGACGUCCCACUCGAGCAGGUGACGGUUGGCAUAUUCACGAACACCGGCGUGAAGAAGAUGGACAUACGCGACGUGAACACCGCGCCCGACAUCGUGGACACUGGCGCUGUGAGAGACGCCAAGGAGAUAUCCAGAAUCACGGAGAUCACCUUCUCGCUGGAGGAGGAGGACGUCGGCUGCUGCUUCUCGACCUGCGAAGACCUGAGCGACGCCGGCGAGUUCCUGUCCAGGUUCCGGCUCUUCUGCAACCAGGCGAGCCUGGAGAAGCUGCAGCAGCUGAUCAAGGACGAGCUGAUGGCGGCCCUGGGCACGGGUCCCGGGGAGUCCACGGACGGCGCCUACGCGGCGCUGCUCGCCGGCGUCAAGGCGUGGUGGACGGCCAAGAGGGCGGCGCCCUACCUCACCGCCGACAGCGGCCUCUGGACCGGCAUCGUCCUCUCCCAGCUGGCGGACCUCGGGGACGCGCUCAGCGGCGCCGUGCGCGCCCUCGGCCUCACGUUCGCGGCAGAAGCGACCGACGCCUUCAGCCGAGUCUUCUCCACAGCGCCAGGCCGGCCGGUGGUGGUGGUGUGCGAGCGAGGUUGCGGUCUGCUGUCGGCGGGGAAGGCGCUCCAGGCCCUGCAGCCAGACAGGGGGCUGGCCGUGACCGCCGAGGCGGCGGAGCGCCGCCUGCCGGAGGUGGCGGCCGCGCUGUCCAGCCGCGCCUGCCGCUGGCUGCUGCUGCUCCAGCCGCACAGUGCAGACCCGCUGUCCGCCGCCGCCCGGAGCCGCCUGCUGGACGAGCUGCGGCGCCACCCCAAGACCCUCGUCCUCGUCACAGAGGCAGACGGGGUGCCUCCUGACGCGACAGACGGCUGGACUCGACACGACGACCAGUUCUCGCUGCUCCAGCUAGACACCGCGUCGCGGGAGCGGCUGCUGCAGAAGACCGUCAUCUUCCAGGGGCUGCACACGACUGUGGGGGACAUUGUCCAGGUUGAUGACUCUGCUACUGUUGAGAGCGAGAACUUGACAGAUGAUACUAAAUGGGUUCUCUUGAUGAGCAUUCGUGGAGCUGAUGGUGUUCCUAAGUACGAUAGGUUAUCCUGUCUAAAGCUUUCUGUUUUUACUCUACCGGAAAGCAGUGCUGAGUGUGAGCGUGUGUUCAGCUUAGUGAAGAAGAAUCGCAAUUACUUUUGGUCGUCCGUGUCGGAUGAAACUCUGGGAUCCAUUUCUGUUUUGAAAACAAGAAUCAGCGGUCGAUGUUACAUGAAUAGUUUUCCUUCAUAA